This is a messenger RNA of Anoplopoma fimbria (sablefish), 2787 nucleotides long. RefSeq names its product pleckstrin homology domain containing, family N member 1 (gene plekhn1). The record is from RefSeq and is a predicted model, not a curated record. Gene Ontology annotation, molecular function: cardiolipin binding; phosphatidylinositol phosphate binding; phosphatidylserine binding. Lineage: Eukaryota; Metazoa; Chordata; Actinopteri; Perciformes; Anoplopomatidae. Gene Ontology annotation, cellular component: cytoskeleton; mitochondrial membrane. Gene Ontology annotation, biological process: 3'-UTR-mediated mRNA destabilization; response to hypoxia; positive regulation of apoptotic process.
CAUCACAGAAGGAAUACAGUUUGUUUUCAGAGCAGCGUAAAAACCCUUCAGAGCACAGCAGCAUGGGGAGCAGCAUGUCAUGUGUCCCCCAGCACAACUUCAGAUACUCCAGCAAGAGUUUCAUACGCAGAAACAGCAGUCGCCUGUUUCGCAAGAAUAAUCCCCAAGAGGGACAGGAGAAGUCCAACAGCAUCAUCAAUAUCCUCUGCACCGUCACCCCCAGGAAGGAAAUGUCCCAUAAAGAUCUGCAAAAGAUAGACAACAUCAAGUGGGAUCCUCCGUUCCCCUAUGACCUGGCUAGUGGCUGGAAGAAGAGCAGCAUCAAUGUGAAGAAUUAUGGACGAAUGAUUCACAGCUCCAAAGUUCGUUUUCGUUUCCUUCACUGCCAGGAUGUACAUGAUUGCUACCUGGACCUCUUCCAAACACACCUUCAUUUUGUCUCCAACAACACAACCGGACUGACAUACCAAGGAACUCUUCCAUUGAAAGAAAUCACCAUCUGCAACCUACAACAGAACUGCAACCACAGCCAACCCCAGGAAUAUGCCUUUCAAAUAAACGGUGUCAGCCUUAACCCCAUCAUCGUCUACUGUUCCAACCAAGAAGAAAUGGACAUGUGGUUUGGCAUGCUCAAAGAAAACAUUGAGGCCAACGGCGGCACUCCAAUUGCACCCGAAAACUACACCAGAGUGAAAGACAAGACCAAUGAGGGCAGAGAGGAGCUGAGAAACUCCGUUAACAGAGAGCCCAUCUACGAGUGGGAGGGCUCUCAGCGUGACAGCCUUGGCACCAUCGCCUAUGUCACUAAAGUCCGACUGCAGCACCUGCCCUGUCAGGAACAGGGUGACAGACUGCUGGUGAUGUACCCAUCGACGCUGAUAAUUCUAUCAGAGGAGAAUGAUGGGCUCUUCUAUAAGGGGAAACUUCCACUCAACAUGAUUACUGUGACCACGCCCUGCCAAGACGUCAAGCCCAACACCUUUAUGAUCGAAGGGAAGCUGAUCAACCCCAUAGUGGUGUCGUGUCUGGAUAGGGCCGAGUUCUGCGACUGGAUCCAGCAUUUCAAAAGUGCUGACGUGCCCGUUCUCAGCCCCGCCCCCGUGUAUGACAUCAUCUACACCCCGACGCACAGAGAGGUUCCACAGUUUGACAGGUGGAGUGGAAACAGCCAUGGACGCACUGAGUCUAUUAAGUUCGGCCAGUCACAGAGUGGAUGUGGGUCCCACAACCUUCAGUUACCCAUCCAUGAGGACAACCCUCUCUCCCCGGGAUACACCGAACCCCUCUGUUACAGCUCCAGUCGUCCCUCCUCAACUGAGACGGCCCGCCUGGGCAGCCGGACCAACAGCGUGUCUUCCCACACAAGGCCAGAGCGCGACCUACGACCUUUGUCACAGCGCUACUCCUCCCCCCAGCGCAGCUCCUACCUCCAGCCUGCUGAGAGCUCAACGCGGUCUCAGGUCUACAGCACUCCUUACUCUGCCCUGCACCGUGCCAGCCCACAGCGGCUGGAGAAAGCCCCGCUUGUCAAGUCCAACAGCUGGAGCACCCCUCAGACAUCCCUGAACUACUCCCUGAACACCCCACAGCGCCACUCCGACAUGUGCGCCCCCCGACAGCCCUUGUCCCCCCUUUACGAUGAGCCCUGCAGCCCCGAAAUCUACUCCCUACAUGAGGCCAGGACAGUGCAGCAGAGCUGGCAAGAGCCAAUUCAUCACCACCACAACCACAACCACCAGCAAGGUCCCCAGCACCUACCCUCCUCCUUCCAGCUCCGCACCCCUCCCAUGGGGAAGCGCUGCAGGAGAAGCCUGGUACUGACCAACUCCCAGGGACAGGCUCUGGGCCUGGAGAUGGAGACUAAUCAGAGCCAAGCAGAGCAGAGAGCCGAGGCCGUCUCAAGGCUGAAGCUGCUCACUGCGCCCGGCCAAGUGCAAGAGCAGACGUUGAACUCGGCGAGGAACACCCCUCAAAUACCUUAUGGUUACUCACCAGAUCACGACUCGUACCUAGAACCCAUAGAACCAGAUGACCAGGAAAUGGACUAUGACAACAUUUGGGAGUCCGACUGUGAUACUGGAAUGAUUCAGCCAACGUCUGGAAUUUCGACACACUGGACAGGAUUAGACUAUGGGGCCAGAGGCCUUGGUGCCAUGGCAACCCAGCAGAGAUGGUCAUAAAACAAAACAAUAGCCCGGCACUCGUCUGGACGUGUGCAAACAACAGAUUUCUAUCAGAGGGAUAAUAAAAAGCCGACUAGCACAGCCAGUGUUGCUCCUGCUGCAUACAGUAUGAACCAACAAAUCCCAUCAACUGCAUUGUUAGAUGUCGGGUAGCCAACGAGAGGAACGAUGAGUGCAGGAAUGAAGAGGAACGGGAUAAAAACAAAACACUAUGACCGUAAUAACAGACUUCUUCUGUUUAAUAUGUAGCAUUCAAGAGAGAAGACAGCAAAGUGUACAUACUGUGUAGUUGUAACGUUAUUUUUAAUGUAUUAUGAAAUUGCACUAAAGGUUUCAUAUGUAGUGCAUAAGCAGUAUGCUGUCCAGUUUACUUAUUGUUCAAUUUUCUUUUGUUUUUAUUUAAAGCUAUAAACAACAUUCCAUCAGGGCUUUAUGUAGCAACAGAUGUAUAUUUUUGUAAAUGUUGUAGAUUUAUUAUUUUAUUAUGCUGCAUUAUCAAGGCAAUUAGAUGUGGCUUGAAGCGACUGACUUAAAAGGUGCUAAUAUAACUAGUACCACUGCGGUACUGUACUGAUACCUGUGUGGCUUCCUUUUAUAUUUUUGU